Molecule: messenger RNA, 772 nt
Organism: Rhagoletis zephyria (snowberry fruit fly)
Lineage: Eukaryota; Metazoa; Arthropoda; Insecta; Diptera; Tephritidae
Source: RefSeq, a predicted model, not a curated record
ACAGGCAGAGCAGGGGGUUGAGGACGAGGGGCAGCUCGCUGAGGGCGAGGGCGGCGAGGAGCAUCCAGUCGUCGAUGCGGAUGGCGGUGACCAUCGGGUACCAGCGAUUGACCUGGAGGGCGUAGUAGGGGGCGCUGAGGAGGAGGUGCAGGAGGAGGAUGGUGAGGGCGUAGUAGAGCGACUCCCGCUGGCGGCCGAUCAGCGACUGGCCGUCGUCGGCGCAGGGCACCACCUUGCGCUUGGCGAAGAGCACCAACAGGAGCAGGAGCUUCAGGCCGAAGGGGGCGAGGUAGGCGACGAGGAAGCGGAGCUGUUCGUAGAGUUGGUCGUGGGGGAAGAGCAGGUCGCGGUAGACGAGGACGAAGGCGCCGGCGAAGGAGGCGGCCCAGGUGAGCAGGCAGAGGACGACGGCGGUCGGGCGGAAGCCGAAGCAGCCCCGGUGGCAGCCGGCGAAGAAGGUCGCGAAGAGGCGGUCCAGCAGGAGCAGGGCCAGCAGCAGGGAGGUGGUGGGCAGGCCGAGGGAGCCGGGCAGCUGCUGGGCGCUGUACACCCACUGCGGCAGCGGGUAGACGAGGUCCUCCAGCUUCAGGCCGAACUCCUUCGCCGCCCAGAUGGCCACGUCGAGGAGGUCGACGAGGACGGCGAUGGAGAGGUUGGCGACGUAGACGCCCAGGCUGCUGCUGAUGAUGGUGGCGCACUUGACGUAGACGAAGAGCAGGAGCAGGGUGUCCAGGGCGCCGACGCCGAGCAGCACCAGGCGGAAGAUGAGCAG